Messenger RNA from Oncorhynchus nerka (sockeye salmon), 4382 nucleotides. Its product is annotated as FYN-binding protein 1-like. Gene Ontology annotation, biological process: T cell receptor signaling pathway; integrin-mediated signaling pathway; protein localization to plasma membrane. The transcript has 15 exons. Gene Ontology annotation, molecular function: protein binding. Gene Ontology annotation, cellular component: plasma membrane. The coding region runs from base 1413 to 3419 and encodes 668 amino acids. NCBI's taxonomy places the organism in Eukaryota, Metazoa, Chordata, Actinopteri, Salmoniformes, Salmonidae. The record is from RefSeq and is a predicted model, not a curated record.
UCUAUCUAACAGGUCGCGUUUCUUAUUUGAGGUCGCAUUUUUUGCGCUUCUACAAAUACAUGCGUGAAAUGAAAUGUCAAUGGCUCGAGCAUCUAUAAACCAUAUGUUCAACCCCAAUCUUUUUUGGUUAAAGAGUCACUUUCACAUCUACUCUUAUGAGACACAAUAAUCACUUGUUAUUAGACUGGACAUGAUUGAUUUCACUGUUCUCCAAUUCAAAAAAUGUUAAUACAUUUUUGUUUAGAUUCAACGAAAAUGUACAAACUUAAAUGCUGAAGAUGUGAAAAGAAUUAGCCUAGAUUUAAGUACCUAAAAAACGAAAUAUUGUCUUGAAUAAUGUUAUUUCAAGGGACUAGUUUGAAUUGAUCAUCAGGAUAUAGUCUGGAAAUAAUAUUUUCAGUUUGUAAAUGUCUCAAUUAAAUUGAACAUUUAAACAUUGCACUCAAGCUAUUUGAUUGGUUGUUAUUUCUCUGUGUAAGAAGUGGUGAUUCAGUCAGGGAAUUAUUGAUCACUGUUAUAACCAGUUAAUUAUUAACACUCAGCAUACCACACACAAUGGAUCCACACAUUUUCUCUCCUAUUAGAUUAGAUAUUUGUUUAAUCUGUGUUUUGUUAUUUGGUAUCACAUACACCUAUGCCAUAAACAAACUAUAUGUUAAUAACUCAUGUGAACUCUUCAACAAUUUUGGAAAGUUCUGGAGUCAAUGAUCAUGUUAAAGGGCAUGCAGUUCUGUUUUGAGUAAGCAAGUGCUUGAGAACAAUGCUAGAUAGGCUCCAUCUGUUGUGGUCCACAGACAGGUCUUUCUUAUUUCCUCUGUGUGUCACAAGAAAAAUAUCUCUAGCAAAGCAUGCAUCUCAUUGGUCCAUUUAAGACUGCUACUACAUUUUCUAUGGCAACCAUUGCAGAGUGAUACAGAGGUGAAUAGGUGUGUGGUUGUAGUUACUUCCUGUUUCUCUUCAUUGUUUUAUUCUUUUAACUCUUUAUUCAGCAAAGACCUUUACUCUUGAAGUAAUAAUUUUUGAGUGUGGGUUUUUCUAAACUUUUCAGAGAAGUAGCAUUGAUCAUAAAAGUGCACUGUCUGUGACAAUCUGACCUAAUUGAUUACUGUGCCAUGACCUCUAUCUCAGAACAUCUUCCCUUACUGGCUCUUUGGUAGUUUCACUUGCAUGUGACAUUUGGUUUGGUUGCACCUAACAUGUCAAAUGUGCCUCAGAGAACACUAUUCACACAUCUAUUGAAAUAUCUCUCUGUGUCUCAAAGAAAAUAAUAGCUUUCAGUUUUAUCAGCUUUCUCUGAUAGUAGCACAUUCAGAAAGACUUGUACCUGUAUUUUCACUCUGGUGCUUGAGAGAGACUUUAUAUUGGUCAGAGCAAGUAAUUUAUUGAGCCUAUAGUGUCAUUUAGUGGUAGUAAUGAUGCUAGGAUCAGGAACCGCUAGUGAUUUGACGUGUGUAUUCCCUCAUUUGAAUGAUGCCUCAGUAUUGGUGUGUGAAGAAAGAGAAAUGUGUGUGGGGGUGGUUGCACUUGUUUUUGCUAUUCUGCUAACUUCCUGCUUACAAACUGAGCCACAUUCUCACCUUGCUGUAUCUGUGUCAGGGGAGAGUGUGGAUGUUCGUGCGUUGAGGGCCAGGUUCCAUGCCAAGGCUGACAUGGCAGGUAGCCAAGAUAGUACUUCUCCAAAAUCUCCACUGCCAGGAUUUGGUAGAGGAGGCCCGUUGUUGGCAGAUGCCGGUGUUACAGCAAAUGGAGGGGUCCGACAUAAACUGAUGCCUACGGUUCCCACACCACCACUUUCUGGAUCAAGCUCCACACCCGACCUUCAGAGACUACCACCACGACCUGUAAGGGCUGAACUGGAGGGCAUAUCCACCAUCCCCAAGCAUCAUGGUGUCUUCCCCCGCCCUCCACCAUCACACCGCCCCCAUGGAGCCACCAAGGAGCCGCCCCGACCUCUACCCCCACCCUCAGACAAUGACAGGCUAGGGAAGGUGAGGGUCACAGGAGAGCGCCUGCAGAAUAUAAUGCUAACGCACAAGGGAGUACCCACCGCCCCUUCCAAGCCAGCGCCCCCCUCCCUACCCAGCCAGAGGAGUCUGACGGAGGUAACCCCCCUGAGAAGGACCCUGCCCUCUGAGGGCUCCAGACCCAUAAAGCCCAGACGACCCCCCCACGUCAACCUGCAGGCCCAUCAGAGAAACACCAGGGCACCACACCUUGCAGGGCGCCCAGGGUUAAGGAAGACUGAAGGUGGCAGCAGUAAGUCUCUUCCAGGGAUAGUCAGUCUGUCUGGCCCCUCAAGACUCCCAACCAAGCCCAGCAGCCUACCACGGCAGUGUACCCCUGUACAUUCUGAGGAUGACCAGGGGGAAUAUGAUGACAUAGGCCUAGGCCUAGAUGUAAAACCACCUCCCCCAAACCCAAAACACCCAGGGAGCUGGGACAAAAGUGACUCCUGGAAUGAAAAUAGUUCUUCACAAAUAGAUAAGGGGAGCGAUGAAAGUGAGGUCUAUGAUAUGAUUGAUAAAGGCAACCAAGAGGAGGUGAAAACCACAAGUUCUGAUAAGAAUAAACAGAAACAGUUGAGCCGGCAGAAAGAGCAGGAGAGGAGAGAGCAAAAGGAAAUACUGGAAAGGGAAAACAAAUACAGAAAGAAAUUCAAGCUGGGGACUGGGGACAUAGAGGUCCUUCACAUGGCCAGGGUUCGACAUGACUGGCAGGGGGGCAAGCAGGAUCUAACUGUUCGGCAGGGAGACAGUGUGGAGAUCUUACGGGUUAAGAACAAUCCUGGGGGCAUGUGGCUAGCCCGCACACAGACUGGCACCUAUGGCUACAUCAUUAACACAUGUGUGGAUGUGGACUAUGAGGAAGUGAAACGUAAACUCAAACUGUCCAGAGCCCCUGACCCCUCACUGCCACCACCACCACCUCCACCUCCCGUCUCUUUUGAGGACAAUGACAUUUAUUAUGAUGUCGACUCCUCAGAUAACAUGAACAGCAUGACUCAAGAGGAGGAUGACUACGAUGAUGUGCAAGGAAUAAACAAUGACUUCCCCCUUCCACCUCCUGAAAUAAGUCUACAUCCAAAAAUGAGCAAGAAACUGGAGAAAGAUGAACAAGAGUUCAGAAAAAAAUUUAAGUUUGAGGGACCGAUUAAGGUGUUACACUGCAUGAUGGUUGACGCAAGCAUCAAGAAAUCAGGAGGGAAGGAUCUAGCUGUGGUUCAAGGGGAGAUCCUGGAGAUAAUUCAACUCACCAGUGACAAGAAAGCCCUGUGUCGCAAUGAGCAGGGGAAAUAUGGAUAUGUGCCCAGGGUUGUUCUUCUUCAGGCGGAAGGGGAGGAUGUUUACGACGAUGUUGAUCAUAUUAACGAGAAUUUGACAGUAUGUACAACCGGCCUCACAACCGCAGACCACGUGUAACCACGCCAGCCCAGGACCUUCACAUCCGGCUUCUUCACUUGCAGGAUCAUCUGAGACCAGCCACCUGGACAGCUGAUGCCCUUAUGAAAAAAUAUUGCAGUCAGAGUGCAGUAUAACUGCAGCACACUGCAGUAUAACUGUAAUUAGAGUGCAAUAUGACUGCAGUAUGCAGGAGGAAAAUACUGUGUCCAAAAUAACAAUGUUUUUUUAACUGCAGUAAUUUUGCAGUGUAACUGCAGUAUAACUUCAGUUCAACUGCAAUUCAACUGCAGUACACUGCAGUUAUUCUGCAGUUACUGCAUCCAAAAUACCACAGUCAACUGCAGUUACUGCACCUUUACUGCAGUUUCAAAACUGCAAUCUUUUUUUGUAAGGGUGAAACUGAGGAGAAAUUCUGUCUGUAAUAACGCCCUUUUGUGGGGAAACCUCAUUCUGAUUGGCUGGACCUGGCUCCCUAGUGGGUGGGCCUAAAGCACCCUGCGCAGUCAUGUGAAAUCCAUAGAUUAUCGCCUAAAUAAUUUAUUUCAAUUGACUGAUUUGCUUAUAUGAACUGUAACUCAGUAAAAUCGUUGAAAUUGUUUCAUGUUGCAUUUAUAGUUUUGUUCAGUAUAUAUGCAAAGUAGUAAAAGUACAAGGAGUUAACCCCUUUCAUGACCUCCUCUCUUCUCCUUACAGAUAUCUAUGACAAUGACAAUGUCUAUGAUCACACAAUCCACUGAAACCUUUUUCCUUUCCUGACCAACAUGGAUCACCAAUCCUGGACUGACAAUUUAAUGCUUGUCUUCCAGGGAGACACACACACACUGGGAGACACACACACACACAUGUCCUAAGAAUUGAAACAAUCAUGGCAUGACUGUUGUUUGCUCGAAUUUGCUUGUAGAACUAUUUAAUACACUAUGCUUUGUUCAUGGCUGGGCUUCUUGAGAUGAGUUUGAAUAAUAAAUAAUUUUUUGCCAGUUG